This is a messenger RNA of Microtus ochrogaster (prairie vole), 2300 nucleotides long. RefSeq names its product POU class 3 homeobox 2 (gene Pou3f2). Gene Ontology annotation, molecular function: RNA polymerase II cis-regulatory region sequence-specific DNA binding; DNA-binding transcription factor activity, RNA polymerase II-specific. NCBI's taxonomy places the organism in Eukaryota, Metazoa, Chordata, Mammalia, Rodentia, Cricetidae. Gene Ontology annotation, biological process: brain development; regulation of transcription by RNA polymerase II. The coding region runs from base 260 to 1975 and encodes 571 amino acids. Gene Ontology annotation, cellular component: nucleus. The transcript has a single exon. The record is from RefSeq and is a predicted model, not a curated record.
UGCCAGGCUUCUCAGCUUGGGAGACAGAUGGGGGGCGGGGCCCAUCCGAGAGGGGAGGUGGAGGCCGGGGACAGAAGAGGAGAGGGGGGUGAGAACUAAGAGAAUCUGAAUCGCUGGGCUGGGGGUGGGGGUACCAGAGGAAGGACUGAGAAGACUGGGCGCCCGAGGGAAGGGGGGGUGGUGGAGCUCUGCACCAAUCAGUGGCGCCGGCCUGGGAGGUUGCUAGCGGUAUCCACGUAAAUCAAAGGGCGCAGAGCCAAUGGGAGGGGGUGGAGGGGGCGGGGCCCAGGCGCGUGCCGCUGCGAGCGGGCUCUGCCAAGAGAGCGGGAGAGAGCUUGAGAGCGCGGGGAGAGGGGGGGAGCGCCCAGCGAGUCAGAGAGUGAGCGAGAGAGAGAGAGAGAGAGGAGGGAGAGGAGGAGAAAGAGCGAGGGCGGGCGGGAGGCAGCCCGGCAGCAGCAGUAAUAGCAGGAGCAGCAAGCAACAGAAGGCGUCGGAGCGGGCGUCGGAGCUGCCCGCUAGGGGAAAGAGAAAGAGAGAGGGAGAGAAGCGGGGCGAGCAAGGAGAGAGAGCCCCAGGCAGAAAAGUAACUGUCAAAUGCGCGGCUCCUUUAACCAGAGCGCCCAGUCCGGCUCCGAGAGUCAUGGCGACCGCAGCGUCUAACCACUACAGCCUGCUCACCUCCAGCGCCUCCAUCGUGCACGCCGAGCCGCCCGGCGGCAUGCAGCAGGGCGCAGGGGGCUAUCGCGAGGCGCAGAGCCUGGUGCAGGGAGACUACGGCGCUCUGCAGAGCAACGGGCACCCGCUCAGCCACGCUCACCAGUGGAUCACCGCGCUGUCCCACGGCGGCGGGGGCGGCGGCGGCGGCGGUGGAGGAGGCGGGGGAGGCGGCGGGGGAGGCGGCGACGGCUCCCCGUGGUCCACCAGCCCCCUAGGCCAGCCGGACAUCAAGCCCUCGGUGGUGGUACAGCAGGGUGGCCGAGGCGAUGAGCUGCACGGGCCAGGAGCGCUACAGCAGCAGCACCAACAGCAGCAGCAACAACAGCAACAGCAGCAGCAGCAGCAACAGCAGCAGCAGCAGCAACAACAACAGCGACCGCCACAUCUGGUGCACCACGCUGCCAACCACCACCCCGGGCCCGGGGCAUGGCGGAGUGCGGCGACUGCAGCUCACCUCCCUCCCUCCAUGGGAGCGUCCAACGGCGGUUUGCUCUACUCUCAGCCCAGCUUCACGGUGAACGGCAUGCUGGGCGCAGGAGGGCAGCCGGCUGGGCUGCACCACCACGGCCUGCGGGACGCCCACGACGAGCCGCAUCAUGCAGACCACCACCCGCAUCCUCACUCUCACCCUCACCAGCAACCGCCCCCGCCACCUCCCCCUCAAGGCCCACCGGGCCACCCAGGCGCACACCACGACCCGCACUCGGAUGAGGACACGCCGACCUCAGACGACCUGGAGCAGUUCGCCAAGCAGUUCAAGCAGAGGCGGAUCAAACUAGGAUUUACUCAAGCAGACGUGGGGCUGGCGCUGGGCACCCUGUAUGGCAACGUGUUCUCGCAGACCACCAUCUGCAGGUUUGAGGCCCUGCAACUGAGCUUCAAGAACAUGUGCAAGCUGAAGCCUUUGUUGAACAAGUGGUUGGAAGAGGCAGACUCGUCCUCGGGCAGCCCCACCAGCAUAGACAAGAUCGCAGCGCAAGGGCGCAAGCGGAAAAAGCGGACCUCCAUCGAGGUGAGCGUCAAGGGGGCUCUGGAGAGCCAUUUCCUCAAAUGCCCCAAGCCCUCGGCCCAGGAGAUCACCUCCCUCGCGGACAGCUUACAGCUGGAGAAGGAGGUGGUGAGAGUUUGGUUUUGUAACAGGAGACAGAAAGAGAAAAGGAUGACCCCUCCCGGAGGGACUCUGCCGGGCGCCGAGGAUGUGUACGGGGGGAGUAGGGACACGCCACCACACCAUGGGGUGCAGACGCCCGUUCAGUGAACUCAAGAGGGGGAGGGGCAGAGCGUGGGGCUCCCCCUCCCCUUUGGUCCAUGGUCCUUCACGGGACCUCUGUUCCCCCUCUAACUUCUGAUUGUUUUUUUAUUAUUAUUUUUAAUUAUUAUUUUCCCGGUCUUUUAAAAAUGAAAAAAAAUAGUGAAAAUAAGAGAAAAGGAAAAGAACGAAGACACUGGACUAUCCUAAAACAGAUAGCAGGUGUAAUGAUGGGUUUUGACCUUUGCAAACGAGUACCCGGAAAGUGAAAUAGAAUGUCUCUUAGUGAAGAGGAGUGGGGUGUGUGUGUGUGUGUGUGUGUGUGUGUGUGUGU